This is a messenger RNA of Artibeus jamaicensis (Jamaican fruit-eating bat), 6905 nucleotides long. RefSeq names its product gamma-aminobutyric acid type A receptor subunit theta (gene GABRQ). Gene Ontology annotation, cellular component: GABA-A receptor complex; membrane; synapse. The transcript has 9 exons. NCBI's taxonomy places the organism in Eukaryota, Metazoa, Chordata, Mammalia, Chiroptera, Phyllostomidae. Gene Ontology annotation, molecular function: extracellular ligand-gated monoatomic ion channel activity; GABA-A receptor activity; neurotransmitter receptor activity. Gene Ontology annotation, biological process: monoatomic ion transmembrane transport; signal transduction; chemical synaptic transmission. Bases 236 to 2155 code for a protein of 639 amino acids. The record is from RefSeq and is a predicted model, not a curated record.
GCGGAGGAGGGCUCCAUCUCUGCUGCCAGGCGCGUCCGAGGGGCGCUGCUUGCCGCAGAGCUGCGGGGGCUGCUCCUCCCUCCAUCCCUGCUCCCAGUACACUCGUUACUUUUUCCAUAAAGGCGACUCUUAGCGAGCACCGAGCUUCCUCUCGCACUGCACCGUCCCCACUCCCUCCCUGUCCCUGGUGGCAGUUGGCUCUCUUGCGCUCUCCGGCCGCCAGAGCUCUGCUGCCAUGGGAAUCCGAGGGAUGCUUCGAGCCGCCGUGCUCCUGCUUCUCAUCAGGACCUGGCUCUCAGAGGGCCACAACACUACUCCUCUCCCUGAAUUCCACUUUGAGCUCUCCUCUACUGUGCCUGAAGUCGUCCAGAACGUCUUUAAUUGCAAAAAUUGUGCAAAUGAAGCUGUGGUUCACAAGAUUUUGGACAGGGUGUUAUUGAAAUAUGAUGCCCGUCUGAGACCAAAUUUUGGAGGUGCUCCUGUGCCUGUGGGAAUAUCUAUGUAUAUCUCCAGCAUUGACCAUAUCUCAGAAAUGACUAUGGACUAUACUAUCACGGUAUUUUUUCAUCAGACCUGGAAAGAUCCACGUUUAGCAUACUAUGAAACUAACCUGAACCUGACUCUGGACUAUCGGAUGCUUGAGAAGUUGUGGGUCCCUGACUGCUACUUUCUAAAUAGCAAGGAUGCCUUUGUGCAUGAAAUGACUGUGGAAAAUCGGAUGUUUCAGCUUCACCCAGAUGGAACAGUUCAGUAUGGCCUCCGACUCACUACCACAGCAGCUUGUUCUAUGAAUCUGCAGAAUUUCCCUCUGGACAAGCAGACCUGCAAGCUGGAGGUGGAGAGCUAUGGCUACACAGUUGAAGACAUCAUGUUAUACUGGGAAGGCGAUGAUAAUGCCGUCCAGGGGACUGAGAAGCUACACAUCCCUCAGUUCACCCUCCUGGGAAAGACAGUAACUAGCAAACAGGAACGCUUCUACACAGGUUCCUAUGUACGACUGAUACUGCGGUUUCUGGUCCAGAGGGGAAUUCUCAGCUACCUUGUACAAAUCUAUUGGCCUACUGUCCUCAUCACCACUGGCUCUUGGAUAACAUUUUGGAUGAACUAUAAAUUCUCUGUAACCAGGGUGACAGUGGGUCUGACCUCAAUGCUCAUCCUGAACGCCAUCAAUUCACAUCUGCGGGAUAAACUCCCCCAAUUUUCUUGUAUCAAGGCCAUCGACAUCUAUAUGGUUGCAUGCUUCUUCUUCGUGUUCCUGUCCUUGCUAGAAUAUGUCUUCAUCAACUAUCUUUUCUACAGCCGAGGAGGAACUCGGCGCCGUCAUAGGCAACAUAGGAGAGCCCGAAGAAUUAUGAACCGCUAUUGCUACCAGCCCCAUGUGCACCAGAGACCCCAGGAAGAGGAGAUUCUGUCAGUGGAAGAGAUCAACAAUCACAUUACAAGUGCUGAUGAAGAAGGACCAGUCCCUCCUCCCUCCCCAAAAGUGCUUAUACAUGUAGGAUUUGAGUCUGCUGACUUCUUGAGUCUAUCUACUGUCUCCUCAAAGGGUGAUCAUGUUAACAUCAAAGAUGAAAGUGGCUCUCCUCCCUCUAGAUCACUGCAGGCUUGCCAGGCAAGCCCAGAAAGCCUCAACUCUUUGACCUUUAUCCCAGAGCAGGCCCCAAUGGCCACCUCAGAAAGCCUCAGCUCACUGUCUUCUUUCUCAGGCCAGUCCUGGCUGGCCAUCAGAGAAAGCCUGAAUGAUCUCUCCUGCACCUCAGAGCAGGCCCUGCAUGUCUACAACCAGAGGUGUGUGCCAGAAGCAUGCUGCAACCCUGGUAAGAUACCUAGAAGAUCUGAGGAGUUCCUUAUCAUGCCUGAUGAUGUCAAAGUUGAAUGUGGCUACCCUGACCUUAGGAUGCAAUUCCAACCUGAUAAUGACACUACCUGGAGCCGUGAUGGUGACAAUUUCAUGGGCUUUGAUCAAGACGAGGACAGUAAUUCAGAGUCUGGUGAUAGUUGCCCCCCAAGCCCUGGGUACUCCUUCAGUGAAAGGUUUUUGUAUGAUCUCUUUGACCCUGACUACGUCUCUAAGGUUGAUAAGUGGUCCCGGAUCAUCUUUCCUAUCGCCUUUGUGGUGUUCAAUGUUGUUUACUGGCCAUACAAUGCCAUUUAGUCUCAUACUGCCCCAGAGCAGUAGGAACACUGUGCUGUGCUCUUUUCACAGUUUCUUUUGGUUUUAUUUUGCCUUCUUUUCUUUGUUUUAUUUUAGGUUAUUUGGGCAGUCAAAUCAGUUAUCCCUUUUUCUCUAUAAACAUGAGGUGGAGAGUAGUUGGAAAGAAUGUGUUCUGGCUUGAAGGAAAGGGAUUGAGGAGGAGUGGAGAGUAAAUAACUCACUGAUUCUCCUUUUCUGUUAGAAGACUGUCACCUUUUCAAAGACUUUUAACAUCUAAUCAGCACAGAAAAGCCCCUGGAAAUGUGGAGAGGACAGAGAGGAGCCAGAUUGAGGGGUAGAAGGAGCUGAGCCUUGCACACAAACAUUUCUGGGGGCUGUUCUGUCCCCCUGAAGUGUUAAUUUUUUCAUUACUUUUUUUCUUUUUUCCUGCUAGGGAUUAUGAUCCUUGCUCACCUACUGCUUAUAGUUUUAGGGAAGAAAGUCAAGCUUGAUUGGGCUAGGAUGCACGAGAGGUGGGCAGCUCUGGCUUGGAAGUGCCAAGGGACUAGCUCUAGGGAAAUUGAAUUUUGAAAGUGACUUUCUCCACUAUUCGUCUGUUGUAUUUUGAGAGUGUGUUGUUGUAGCACAGGGUUGGGAGUGAAAUGGAGGUGGGUAGUCAAGGUGAUAGCAAGAUGUCAGGAUAAGUGAGAGCAUUUUUCUUGCAGGAGCUUGCAGAGGGUGAGUGAUGUCGGUUUGGAGAUUAUCCAAAUUGAACUGGCAUCUUUGGAUGAUUGAAACUUCUCCUGUCUAUAUCUCUGCUUCAGAACUCUUGGCAAUGGGUAGUUUAGUAUAUUCGUAUAGGUCAGAUGUUGAGUUGAUCACUAGUCAGAGCAAGCACUUGGUGAAACAAGACUAGGGUUAGAAAAGUUCUGACAUGCUACUUCACCAUCUGAUCUAGAAUAGCAAAUGAACAACUGUCGUGAAUCUCUAUACUAAUCCUUUCUAUUUGUUCAGUGCAUAGUGUCAAUGAGCUCACUGAUCCAUCACAUUGUCAGACCCUCACAGAGGCCCUGUGAGCCAGGGAAGGCAAAGCACAUUCUCCUCAGUGUUCCAAGAGGGAAAAAAUGGAGCUUGAGGAUGUAUAGCCAGUGAGUGAUAGAGCCACCCCACUUACUCUUCCUUCUUGUCCUCUUAACUCUCCCAAUUGAGGAGCUCCCUUUUUCUCCCCUCCCCUUUAAAAAUGGGGUGCUCAGUAAGGUUCUACCAUGCACCAGACCUAAUUCUAUAACACCUGGAGCAUGUCUGCAGGAAGAGGCUGGUGACCAGUGUGAACCGAACAUAAGGAAUAUAGUCACUGCCCACACAGUGGAGCUCCUAAGGGAACUAGAAAUUAGCUUGUGCUCCAACUUGCCAAGCAACUCCACCUCAUUGAUGGAGGCCAUAAGGGAACAAGAUUUGCCAAGCACUCAGCCUAUGGGCCUCCUUUCUCCCUAGGCAGCCUGCCCUGAAACUCCUCAGCCACCUCCUCUUUUCACUGUGUUUCUGUGUAUACCAGGGUGUGUGUGUGUGCGUCAAGGUGGUUCUGUGUGCACAUACAACUAUUAAGAAGCUAUAUAGCUAUAUGUAUAUCAGUGUAAAUCUUUAUUGGUGCGUUUAAGAGUGUAUAUAUAACAAUGUGUGGAUACAUAUAUGCUUGUGCACACCCCUAUGAAAGAGUGUGUAAACUUUUGAGUUAUGUAUGUGUGUGCUUGUGCAUAUACACAUGGGUGUAAUUUGGGUGUCCAAGUGCAUGUGUGCAUACCUAUGUUUAUUUAUCUGAUUUGAAUGGGUAUGAAGGGAAAUACACCUGAAAGCAUAUGUAUUUCUUAUUGCCGGCUCUUCUAGAACCACCAGAAUUCCCUUGGCCUGUUCCCACAGAAGGAGGAGGGAGCUCUUUGGCUAGGCUGAUUAACUGUUUCAUUCAAUUCCUAUUCCAAGGAGCAGCAUCUCCCGGUCCCCAUCCACUCCUGUCUUUCUCCCUGCACCCAUCUGUGCUAUCUCCUGGAUAGAAGACACAGAAGAAGUGAAUGUAGUCCUAGAGUCCUAGGAAGUGAUAAUUUAGUGCCUUGAGGUAGGAAUUCUCAAUGGUGGGGUGAACUGGUAGUGAAGAGCAGUUUGCAUUGUCCUGGAAGGACAUGUUUUGGAUGCCUUGAAGAUGCAUUGAGAACAGAAGUAUUAUAUAGAAAGCUAAAGAACUGGAGAGAUGGUUAUAUUACUGCCUUUAUAACUCAUCCCUUUAUUCCAAUCACCUUGUAAGCCUGACCUUGGAGGCAGCCCCAAGCAGGUGGGUGAUGUGAGGAAAUGGCCCAGGGAAUUGGCUGCUAGCAACCGGAUGCAGAGAACCAAAGGUGCCUGGGAGAUGGCUGCAGGCAUGGACUGUGGUGGUGGGCCCAUUCAGGGCAGGGGCGCUUUAGUAGUCACCCUGGGAUGGCUGUUGGCUGAACUUCAGCCUUAGAUUAGGAACUUCCCUUUUCACCUCCUCCAAGGAAAGAGAUAGUCAAAGGGGUGAGAAGUCCGACCAAGGAGAGAAGUACAAAGAGCGCCAAGGACUGACUGCCUAGUUCAGCCCAGCUUGUCAUCUCUUCUCUUCUUUUCUAUAAAGGCAUCAUAUAAAUAUAGCCUCCUACAUGUUCACACCCACAGAGCCCUACACCGUCACAUAUACAUGCAUACACACAUUGGGCACUCACCUUCAUCAGUAUAUACAUAUAUACACAGACAUGCACAAACACUGCCACAUGUAUGUAUGUUCACAAACACAAUCACAUGCAUUUAUACUUGUAUGCACACAUACACCAACAAACCUUGUAAGACAGAUAAGAACAAGAAAGUUGCCAUGGAAAUGUUUAAGAUUGCUUCUUUUUGGACACCCCUCACAGAGAGAUCCAGGUUGGAGGGAAAGCAAUGACCCUACAUAUGAAGCUCCUACAAUGACUACACAAAAGUUUAAACAUUGGUUGAUUGGUUUGGGUUUGGGUUUCCAGGAUCCUGGAAGGCCUAUGACCCCUGUAGGAGGUAAGCAGCUCAUUUAGGGUGAGGUCAUACUAGUGAAAGAGACUGGAGCAGUAGGGGACAAAAAAGGGGUUUUAAGAUAUGUCUGGCAGCAAUGCACAGGAAGACCUCAAACCCUGAAGAAGGGUACAGAGGCCAGUUGUAAAUAUCUUAUAGAUCCAUGUAGCUAGAUAUAUUAGUAUACCUUAAAAAGAAUAUCUUGCCCUAAUGUGCUGCAAUGUGUUGAACUCUACUGCAACUCAUGCUGUGUGAGGUUAAGUGUCAAGGUGAGGUGGAGGUCUGGCAAUGACACCUUUUAAGAAAAUUGAACCUUCUGAAUUUACCAUGUAGUUGACCAUUUUAGCCUGAAAAUUGCCAGAUCUUCUCUUGUCAUGUUCUAUGUAUGUCUGUCUUCAGCAUUGCCAUUGAGCUCCCUCCUCAGCUGUCCCCAGUGGUACAGGCAUACCCUCUUCUAACUGGCUGCCUAUAUCCCCUCCCACUCCACACCUCACACCAAGUAACUCUGGAAGUCCAGAGCAUCUAACAAGGCACUCUUGGGGUUCAGCCCAUGGAACCUUUGUCAGCCCCAGCCAAUCAGAGAGUGCUUGUGGUGAUAUUUGGAGUUGUGGAAGAGGGAAGAGUGUUGCUGAGUGUGAGAUGGAGCAACCUCCACUUUACUCCUCUACCCACCUUCCCUUUCUUUUCCUCACAUGGACUAUCAUAUUAACUUUCUCCCUAGAAUCCCCUCUACGUCACUACUAUGGGAAAGAUUCUAUUUCUCCAAAGUGUCAUUUUGUUGUAGGGACAUGUGACAUGUUUCCUACCAAAUUCUUGCCCAUUUCACCUGCCAUUGUGGGGUGCCUUUGCAGAGAUAACAGAUGAUCUGUUGGGUCAUACCAGAGCUUGUCAAAUGUAUUCUUACAAUCCAUGUCAUCUUGUUAAUAGCAAGGCUCCAAAUUCUUUGCAUAUUUAGAGCUGUUUUGCUGAGACUGUGGCCAAUACUUAUUCUGUACAUAAAAGAGCUAAUCCUCUGAACUAUUAACUAAUGAAUGCAUUUGCUAAGUUAUCCACCUGCAUGGUACCCUACUGUGGUGCUGCACAUCAAAGGAAAUUGUGAUUUGUCUUACAAAGUGCAGUGUGUUCGUGUUUGUUGUAUAGUGUCUUGUGAUCAAUAUGAAAUCUUUAUUAUCAGUGUUGGGUUUUCAUGGUUGGGAGGGGGAGGGUGUUAUAGUGUCUCUCUCAUAUGUUUCAAUUAUGAAAUAGCCCCAGUUGGUCAGAUUCACCUUUGCUGAUUCAACAUGUGUGAGACUUUGCGCCGACCAUCUUGCCAUAUUGUGUCCCUGGAGUCAAUGGUCAUCAGCAGAAUUGAAGGUGACCAGGUGUGGUGCAACUGACCACAGUGCCAAAGAAUCUUCAAAAGGCAGCCAAGGCAGUGUCAUUCUGGAGGCAGAUGGAAUAAAGUAAAAUUACACACACACACGCAUGUAUGUUUCCAGGACAGGUGCUGGGCCCAGGCAACAAGCACCAAGAAAGGAGGAGGAACAAGACCCCUCUGCCCUGGAUGGCCUGACCCACAAAAGGGUGCAGAGCAGCAAAGACCCCACAAAAUAACUGGUGCCCUUUGUUCAUAUUAAAUGUAAAUUAUUGCAUGAAAAAGGCCAGUUCUGACUUCAAAGAAGGAUAACAUGAAGAAACAUAAAAUUAUGCUUCUGAAAAAUAUGCUGAAAUAAAGUUUUGUAAA